Molecule: messenger RNA, 1176 nt
Organism: Epithele typhae
Lineage: Eukaryota; Fungi; Basidiomycota; Agaricomycetes; Polyporales; Epitheliaceae
Exons: 9
Coding region: 1-1176 (391 amino acids)
Source: RefSeq, a predicted model, not a curated record
AUGCUCAAAAACCCUGGGGCGGAAGACGCGGGUCUAUGGUCAGUCUCGUUCCGACGUGGUCAUCUUCUCAAGUCGCGUCAGGCUGCACUCUCCCUUACUGGAAACGAGGAAGCGGAAUGCGGACUCCGGAGCGUCAGCUAUCCCGCACUCCGCUCACUAUCGAAGCGGAGGAGUCUCAUCCGCGUUCUCAACGGAAGACUCGGACGACAACGACGCGAGACUCCAAUAUCGAAGACGAAAGAGGCGUUCUUGAGCAGCAAGAAGCAGCUGCUGAUGCCUUCCAUCAACCUCGGUCAGGCCGAUCUCUAUAGGAUCAGUGACGACGACGAAGAUACGAGGUAUCCGGCUGACGCCGAUGACGGGCGCAAGGCGAAGCCCUCAAUUCGCUUCAAUCUCCUGCCGACCUGGAUCCAGCCAUUCAUCAAGACGUCUAUCAUACCCGCCCUCAUUGCGGACACAGGGACCCGUUCGUUUCCUUGGGAUAUUGAUGGUCCGCAGGACACCGACUUCCUGUACCUUGUCCGCAAGGUCGUCAAGGCUGUCUGUCCGCGAUCGUGUGGCGAUGUCUCCAAGAUUGAGAAGGGUCACAUAAUCUAUCGCUUCGCUCGCCAAGCUGUUUAUCAGAUCGUGCCAAAGACCCAGCCGUUCCGUCUCAUCAACGGAAAGGUGCUGGGCAGCGCCAGUGGCUACGCUUCAGCUUGCCAGCGCACGUCGGAGAUCUUCUACGGAAUCCCGCCUGACAUGGAUUGCGUCAGGCUCUUUUACACGCCCCCAAUGCUCACAACGAUCGCAUUCCAUCUGCUGAAGACACAAGGAAGCUCCAUGCCUUAUCCAGGCCAUCCUGUGGGCGCCAUCGCUCUGUGCGCUGCUGCAAUCAACCAGGUCUGCUCACAUAUCGCCAAUCCGAUUGGUGAUAAGUGGCCGAAGUUCUCUCAAAAAAACGUCGGCACAAGCACGAUGAUCUGGUACGAGAGCGUCGAGUCGCUCACGACCCCGGAGAAGCUCGAACGCUUCGCUCACCUACUGGAGAUCGCCCGCUCGUACAUCCCCCGAGUUCCCGUCCUGAGGGGGUCAAAGAAAACCCCAUCCGCUGGUGCAGACCAGCAUAUCGGUCACCUUCGUCUGCGGGACCUCCCUAGCAGCCCGAUUCGUGGCGACGAUGAUCUGCCUGCAUGA